CGUCAAAAAGGGGAGAGAGACGGGGGAGAGAAAGAAAGAGAAGCACUAAGAAGGUAUAGAUGGAGGAUUACAUACUUCUGCGAGAGGAGGAGUAUCCCAGCCUGCUGGAGGAAUUAAAAAAACUGCUGCCGGCGUCACUUAUGGUGUAUUAUCCAUUGAUGUUGGCCAAUGAAAAUCUCCUCCGGAAAUAUAAAACCGUCUGUGUCGACAAAUGGCCGGAGUUUGAUUGUGUGUUAGAGGUGGAAAACUUGGCUGAUGAUGUGUCCCCACACAGAGUGAAUGCCUUCUGUAGGAGGGAGGAAUGUAGUGUUCGUCUAAAUAGCAUGAUUUGUCAGCUCCUUCAGAAAUCACCAUGCGAUAUUCUCGUUUACGGUGGACCAAGACGGAUGAAGGAGAUAAUUUCUAAGUCAGGCGAUCCAAACACCCCUAAGAUUUCGGCUUCAGGGUGCUGUGGAUCCAAGAGUGUUCAAGGAACUGGCCCCACAGAUCUUGGAUUUAGCAAUGCCUACAGAGUAUCCAAAGAUACCUUAAAGCGAUGUGAAGUUCCUCCCAAUUUUUCUGUCACAAGCAUAAAGAAAGAAUACAUGGACUUAAUCCUAACUAAUUGGCCGCACUCAAAAGUUUUAAGUGAUGCAAAGGAAUUUUUCACACCUAUGGCCACCUCCUUGGAAUCUGUUUGUAUCCUCAACGAAUCAGGAGAACCUGCGGCUUGGGGUUUUGAACAACAUUACGGAGCAAUUGGGCUUAUAUAUGUAUUACCAGAGUACCGUAGGAAGAAACUCGGCAGUGCUGUUGUUUCUCUUCUCUCGGAGAAAAUCCUUAGGAAACAUGACUUUGUGUACACAGCUAUUGAGGCGGAAAACACCAAGUCCAUUACAUUGCAUAAAAAGCUUGGCUACGAGGAAUGUGACGUAUAUCCUGAACGUAUCUUCAACUGGUUUCUUUACGAGAAAGAAAAGAAAGGAACAGAUAAAUGUUGUCAGUAGUUCUA
Saccostrea echinata is the source of this 991-nucleotide messenger RNA. RefSeq lists its product as uncharacterized. NCBI's taxonomy places the organism in Eukaryota, Metazoa, Mollusca, Bivalvia, Ostreida, Ostreidae. The transcript has 7 exons. The coding region runs from base 60 to 986 and encodes 308 amino acids. Gene Ontology annotation, cellular component: mitochondrion. The record is from RefSeq and is a predicted model, not a curated record. Gene Ontology annotation, molecular function: glycine N-acyltransferase activity.